Molecule: messenger RNA, 967 nt
Organism: Danio aesculapii
Lineage: Eukaryota; Metazoa; Chordata; Actinopteri; Cypriniformes; Danionidae
Product: BEN domain-containing protein 5-like
Exons: 7
Coding region: 344-967 (207 amino acids)
Biological process (GO): negative regulation of DNA-templated transcription
Molecular function (GO): DNA binding
Source: RefSeq, a predicted model, not a curated record
CUUGCAUUUCACUUGCUUUUACUAAUUAAUAUUUUAUGCAUGUGUCCAAACAAAUCAGAAAAAAGCUGCAGAAGAGGCCAAACGAAAAAACCUUUUGGCCUUACUAAAAGAGCGACAAAACAAAAGAAAACUGUCUCCACUCUGCCCAACUCCAAACAAAAAAACAAAAGCUGAUAACCUGUCCAACAAGGUUGAUGAUGGUGAGGAUAAGGUGGACGAUGAUGAUGAUGAUGAUGAUGGCGAUGACGACGACGAUGAUGAUGAUGAUGGUGGGGUUGUACCUGAAAAACUGUUUCAGGAGGCAAGACAAAAGCAACUAUUAUACAAAAAACAGGUCAACAAAAUGUCUCUGCAACUGCAGGAAACUAAACAGAAGCUAGAGGAGCACAUGAAACGAAGUGCAGAAGUUGAGGCGGAGAAUAAACAGCUACGUUCAUUAAACAUGCAACUGCAGCAACAGUUGCUAAAAUCACUCAACUCUUCAUCUGAUUCUAGACCACCAAAACCAAAGGGGACCAUAAAUGUACAAAACCCUCAGCAACAAAAACCAAAGAGCACCUUACAAAUUGCAGAGGCUGACUGUGAGCAGCAAUCACUAUCCAGACAAGAAGAUGAGAUUCAAUUGGUGAAACUUGGAGACAUCCAAAUCCGCAGUGACACCUGGACAGCAAUCCAAAAAAACACCAGGGAUUCUUUAUUUGUGAAAGAAUUGGCUGUGGCAUUCUGGGGCACAAAGACUCUGGGGGACAGAAGUCUCACAGGGAAAGAAUGCCCCACCACAAAAACUACAAAAAGACCUUUAACCCCACAGAAAUUACACACACUGAAAGCCUGCUUCAAGGAGUGGCUGGUGAAAGGGAAUGUGGAGGAGCCAGAGCUGCAGGCCAGAUUUUCAAAGGCUGGACGCUACAUUACUGAAAAAAUCAUGGACAUUAAAAAACAACAAAAAAAAUUAACAGUUAAUUGA